Penicillium macrosclerotiorum is the source of this 1617-nucleotide messenger RNA. RefSeq names its product sugar porter family MFS transporter. Gene Ontology annotation, biological process: transmembrane transport; carbohydrate transport. Lineage: Eukaryota; Fungi; Ascomycota; Eurotiomycetes; Eurotiales; Aspergillaceae. Gene Ontology annotation, molecular function: carbohydrate:proton symporter activity. Gene Ontology annotation, cellular component: membrane. The transcript has 2 exons. Bases 1 to 1617 code for a protein of 538 amino acids. The record is from RefSeq and is a predicted model, not a curated record.
AUGGGCUACGUGAUCGGAAACAUUUAUGUCAUCACCACGGUGGCCGUCAUUGGCGGUGCCCUGUUUGGUUUUGACAUUGCGUCUAUGUCUGCCAUUCUUGGAACUCAGCAGUACAAAUGCUUCUUCAACCAGACCGGCCACGGCGAUGAUGGAUCGUGUGGUGGCCCGACAUCUUCCACCCAGGGUGGUAUCUCCGCCGCCAUGCCCGGUGGCUCUUUCGUGGGCGCGCUCAUCUCCGGUAUUCUUACUGACUGGUUAGGUCGCCGUCUCGCGAUCCAGACCGGCUCCGUGAUCUGGUGCAUUGGUAGCGCUAUUGUCUGCUCGUCAUUCAGCAUUGGACAACUGGUUGUCGGUCGGUUCAUCAAUGGCCUGUCCGUCGGAAUUCUGAGUGCGCAGGUCCCCGUCUAUGUCGCAGAGCUUGCACAACCGAGUAAACGUGGCCAGGUUGUUGGUGCUCAGCAGUGGGCCAUCACUUGGGGUAUCUUGAUUAUGUUCUAUAUCUCAUAUGGCAGUAGCUUCUUGGCGGGCCCUGCUGCCUGGCGUCUUCCCUGGGGUCUUCAAAUGAUCCCCGCGGUGUUCCUGUUCGGAAUGGUCUUCUUGCUCCCUGAAAGCCCGCGUUGGCUUGCAAAACAUGACCGCUGGGAGGAGGCCCAUGAGGUGUUGGCCCUCGUCCAUUCUAAGGGCGAUAAAAAUGCACCGUUUGUGCAAACCGAACUGCAAGAGAUUCGUGAGAUGGUGGAGUUCGAGCGCGCAAAUUCCGAUGCCUCUUAUCUGGAUCUUUUCAAAGGCAACAUGAUUUACAGAACUCAUAUCGGCAUGUUCACCCAAAUCUGGUCUCAACUCACCGGAAUGAACGUCAUGAUGCUCUACAUCACCUAUGUCUUUGGUAUGGCUGGCCUCUCAGGCAAUGCCAACCUGGUUGCUUCGUCUAUUCAAUAUGUUAUCAAUGUCGUGAUGACGAUUUUUGCCCUCCUUUUCAUCGACCGCUGGGGACGUCGCACGCCGCUCUUAGUUGGAUCUACCCUAAUGAUGACAUUUAUGUUUGCGAAUGGUGGCAUCAUGGCCUCCUAUGGUAAGCCGGCUCCGCCAGGGGGUCUGAAUCACACACCUGAGCAAUCCUGGGAUUUGAGUGAUGCUCCUUCGGCCGCAAAAGGCGUUAUUGCCUGUACCUAUCUUUUUGUGGCUAGUUUUGCACCAACAUGGGGUCCUGUUAGCUGGAUCUACCCUCCCGAGCUGUACCCCCUUCGUCUGCGCGGUAAGGCUGUGGCUGUUUCAACUGCCUCUAACUGGAUCUUCAACUUCGCUUUGUCAUACUUUGUGCCACCUGCCUUUGAGAACAUCAAAUGGAAGACCUACUUGGUCUUUGGUGUGUUCUGCUUUGCCAUGACAGUACACGUUUUCUUUGCUUUCCCCGAAACAGCCGGCAAGACUCUGGAAGAUGUUGAGACCAUGUUUAAUACGCCCGGCAUGAAGCCAUGGAAAACCACUGUGCAAUUCCAACAUGUACGAAAAUUGGAAACUGGAACACUUCAAUCUGAGAAACUUGCAGACCUCCAGGCUGAGUCUGGUACCCGAACGAGCGAGAAAGAGACCGCGACGGCGGCCCAAGUGGAGUAG